AUGUCAAAUUGUGGAACUCCUUUGUGUCUAACUCCAUAAAAGAAUAAAGAAGUGAAGAGACGGAAUGUGUUAUUGAAUGUCCCUGAUGAGAUGAUAAACUACACUCCUUUGGAAUAGAUUACACUGCCAAAGAAUUAAAGGAUCAGAUAAUCAUUUUCUAAAUUUUUAUGUGGAAAUAUUGAUGAGAAGGAAUUUGUCAGAUUCAAAUGUUUCCCUUAGAGCAUCAAUUAGCCAAUAUAAUAAACAAAGAAGAUCAGAAAUAGACAUGAAGAUUAUACAAUAUAAUUGAAGAGAUAAGCUGCUAAAGAGAGAGCCAAAUAGAGAUGGAAACGAUUGGCAGAAGUGGUACAAUAAAAUAUUUAAUUAAGAAGAUAAAGUGAUUCUAAUUAUUAAUCAAAGAUAUUGAGUAGAAUAGAAUUGGGAAUGAAAAUUUAAAAUUAAUUGGCAGAACAAUCAGCAACAAUCGAAGAUUUAAAGAGUUAUAAAUUAUAGACAAUGUUGGUAUUAAAGGAGAAGAAGAAAAAAUAGAAUUAAUCAUGUUUUAUAUCACCAAAGCAUUAUUAAUUUGAAUUGCAAGAACUAUUCAAAGAAUAAAGUGAUCAAUAUUUGUACAUUUACCAUAAGAACCUGCCAAACACAUCAAAAUUAUCAGAAAAGGAUUAUAAUCAAUUACUUGACACUUAUCUACAUAAGAAAUAAUUAUUUGAUCAAUAUUUAGAGUAAAAGAAACAAAGGAAACUUGUCAAAUGGAAACCAAUGACAAGUACAAGUACGUUUUACAGUACAUCAAUGAGUUGUUAAUCGAAUGGAUUAAAGAGAGAGUCUCCAUUGAUGAGAUUGCAAAAAAACCCUCUGGAAUAGUAGUAAUAAUAGAGAUAGACAGAAUACUUUUUAGUCAAUCAAAUUAAUGAGGUUUCUAAUCCAAAAAUGGCAACAAGUAUAGUUUCCAAAAAACAUUAGAGACCACAAAAUACAAAAGAUAAAUUAAAAGGAAUUGUUAAACAUAAUAGAAUUAAAUCAAUGGACUAUGCAGAGAAUGAUGAUGAUGAUGGUUUGAACAUGUCUAAUGCAUCGAUCACUGAAGCAUUACUAGACUAAUUGUAUUUGGGAUCAUAGAAGUUAUAAUCAAAACUGAAAUAGCAGAAUGUUGUUCAAAAAAGAGUGAGAGACAUUCUCAGACUUUAAGAAAUGAAAGUUAAUACAAUCAAUGCUAAUUAUUAAAAGCUAAACAAAUACUAAUAAAAACAUUAAUGA
This is a messenger RNA of Paramecium tetraurelia, 1254 nucleotides long. RefSeq lists its product as uncharacterized. NCBI's taxonomy places the organism in Eukaryota, Ciliophora, Oligohymenophorea, Peniculida, Parameciidae. The transcript has 2 exons. The record is from RefSeq and is a predicted model, not a curated record.